Cinara cedri is the source of this 1095-nucleotide messenger RNA. NCBI's taxonomy places the organism in Eukaryota, Metazoa, Arthropoda, Insecta, Hemiptera, Aphididae. The record is from the annotation of a GenBank genome assembly.
AUGAGAGGUUACAUAAAAUCUAGCAACUUUAAAACAGGCGCAGAGCUUGGUGUAUAUAUUUAUAUAGGAGUUACUAUUGCAAGCUUAUGCAUCGCACCAUUUGUUUUCAUUUUUGCUCCUUAUUUAAUUCUACCAUUCGCUUUACUAGUAUCAAAACCCGUUGCUUGGAUUGCACUUGGAGCUAUUUUUAUAGUAGCAUCUGGAUUAACUUUUAGCACUAUAAAACCUUUAUUAGAUGCUGCAAAGGAUUCUUUGAAGAGAAGAAAAAUUCAAAAAAAAGGAUUUGUAGGACUAGAAACAUUAGAUAGCAAGAGUUUUAAGGUUCCAACAAAGAGCAGUCUAAGUAGUUCUAAAAUUUCUCUUGAUACACAAAAUAGCACAAGUUCAUUGAGCGGCCUUAGUAGCUUUUCAUCAGAAGUUGAUCCUGAACAAUAUGAUGCAACUUAUGGGCAACAAGAUUUAGUUAAUCAAACACAAGCAGGUAAUUAUAAUUACCUUUUACAGUAUGCUGAUGUAGGAGCUUUAGCACGUAUUGUACAAGGCCUAGAACCACAAGCACAUGAAAUUGUUGGAUCAACUGAUCAAAUAACAAAACAGCUAAAUAGCUUUAAAAAAAACAUAGAGAAAAAUGAGGGAAGUAAAAGAUUAAUAUUCAUUGUCAAUAUACACAAUGGUCACUGGGUAACGUUAGCUGUUAAUCACGAUGGCAAACAAUUUAAUGCCUAUUAUUAUGAUUCACUAAAUGGCAAAAAGUUUAGAUCAACGUUUACAAAGAUACUAAAAAGGGAGUUAGGUAUGAAUGAAAGUAAUAUAAGGUUUUUUAAUGAAAAAAUUCAAGAUGAUGGUAGCAAUUGUGGAAUAUUUGCUUUAGAGGCAGCGAGUAGAAUCAACCAAAUGCUGGACAAAGGUAUAUCUUUUGAUGAUAUGGAUACAGUAUUAUUGGAAUUUAAACCAAAAGCUAAAGAACUUAGAAAUCAACUUGCUGAAAUAUUAAGCGCUGACGAAGAAAGAUCUGAGUUUACUGUUACAGAUGUGUCUAAAAGCACAAAUUCCCAUGUUUGUCCAAAUAAUGUAUCUUUAUGUCAUAUAGUAUAG